This is a messenger RNA of Rhagoletis zephyria (snowberry fruit fly), 841 nucleotides long. RefSeq names its product transcription factor HIVEP3-like. Gene Ontology annotation, cellular component: nucleus. The record is from RefSeq and is a predicted model, not a curated record. Gene Ontology annotation, biological process: regulation of transcription by RNA polymerase II. Gene Ontology annotation, molecular function: RNA polymerase II transcription regulatory region sequence-specific DNA binding; DNA-binding transcription factor activity, RNA polymerase II-specific. Lineage: Eukaryota; Metazoa; Arthropoda; Insecta; Diptera; Tephritidae.
AUGCUUACACUUCCUUCCAAUUCUGAUGAAAUGGAAGAAAAAAAUCCUGAGCAAGAGGCGGAGGAAGAGGAAGAGGAUGAAGGAGAUGAAGAGAACCAGCUUUCUGAAGUGAACGAGCUGGUCAUCUACCGCCAAAUUCGGAACAACCAAGUCAGCUACAUCUGCCAGAGACCUUUGUGUGGAAGAGAAUUUACUAAGCCCAUUAAACUAAAAUUUCACGAUCGCUCACACAGUGGAGUGAGACCGUACCGCUGUCGAGAGUGCGGCUACACAUCUACCCUUAAAGUCAACCUCUCAAAACACGUUCACCGCCUGCACGACUGUGACACGGAAAACGACGACUUGAUCGAGGAGGAUGCAGAGCUGUUGAAGGUGGAAAAUGAGCUCUUUGAAUACGCUAUGAAACAAUUACUUGGGCCUUCGGGUGAAAAUGAGGAAGAUGAAGAUGAAGAUGAAUACUUGCCACCACCUCCGGAAACUGCAGUAUCAACAUCACCAUCAACGUUAGCAGCGGCAGCAGCAUCAUCAUCACCAUCAACAUCAGCAACGGCAGUAGCAGCACCUUCAUCUGAAGAGGACUCCUUGAUCAUUUGUCGUCGAACUCGCGCUGACGAGGAGGAAAUGGAGGAGGAGGAGGAGGAGGAAGAGGAGCUCUCUGACGACAGUAGUUCUGGCAUCGAAGUGGUAGAAGAGGAAGAAGAAGAAGAAGAGGAACCAGACGAAGCUGUUCGCGCUUACUAUGAAAAACUCCUGGAGGAGUUUGAGUGCCCGUUAAAGUGCCGCAUAGUCCCUGAUUGCCAGUGGCGUUUCGCCAGCGCUGACGAUCUUCGCGAUCACGAAC